AUGCUGAUCGUAUCCAGGGCAAAACUCGCAGAUGACCCCCAGAUCCAACAUGCGUCCCUGCAUAACCCUCUCCCACUCCAACUGCAUACCUACGCUUGGCCGUUCUUGAUCAUUUGGCCCAUCUUCUUCGCCUUCUACCUGUCCCCCGAGCGCUAUGAUACCUACAUUCAGGGUCAGGAGUGGACCUUCGUUUUCGCGGGGUCCAUCAUCACGGCCCAGUCGCUCCUGUGGUUGAUGACCAAGUGGAACAUCAACAUCAACACCCUCUUCACUUCUACCCGUGCCAAGUCCGUCGACACUGCUCAACUGAUCAAGAUUAUCCCCAUCACCAACGCUGGCUCCGCCGAGAUUUGCCCACUCCUUCGCGACAACUCCGGUGGCAAGAAGACCAUCUCGUUCCUGUUCCAGAAGCGUCGGUUCCUUUUCUAUCCCGAUACUGGCUCCUUCGCGCCGCUGUCCUACGCCCUCGAUGCGGAGCCUAAGCCAGCCCUCAAGGAAUUCCAGCAGACCAAGGGUCUCUCCACCAAGGCCGAAAUUGACCGCGUGCAACACCACUAUGGCGACAACACCUUCGAUAUCCCCGUUCCUACCUUUGUCGAGCUCUUUCAGGAGCAUGCCGUGGCUCCAUUCUUCGUGUUCCAGGUGUUCUGUGUUGGACUGUGGAUGUUGGAUGAAUACUGGUACUACUCGCUCUUCACACUCUUCAUGCUGGUCGCCUUCGAAAGCACUGUCGUUUGGCAGCGCCAGAGGACUCUUAACGAGUUCCGCGGAAUGAACAUCAAGCCCUACGAUGUGUGGGUCUACCGCGAGAACAAGUGGCAGGAAAUUACUAGUGACAAGCUACUCCCCGGUGAUCUGAUGUCCGUCAACCGUACCAAGGAAGAUGGCGGUGUCGCUUGCGAUAUCCUUCUGAUCGAGGGAAGUGUGAUCGUGAACGAGGCCAUGCUUUCUGGAGAGAGCACCCCGCUUCUCAAGGAAUCGGUUCAGCUCCGACCUGGCGAGGACUUGAUCGAGCCCGAAGGAUUGGACAAGAAUUCGUUCGUGCACGGAGGUACCAAGGUUCUCCAGAUUACUCACCCCAACUCUAAUGGCGAAGACAUCUCUAAGAGCUUGCCAAAUGGUGUUACUUCUCCUCCCGACAAUGGCGCCGUGGGUGUGGUUGUGAAGACCGGCUUCGAGACCAGCCAGGGUAGCCUGGUGCGGACCAUGAUCUACUCCACUGAGCGUGUUUCUGCCAACAACGCCGAGGCUCUCCUGUUCAUUCUCUUCCUCCUGAUUUUCGCAAUUGCUGCCUCGUGGUACGUCUGGCAGGAGGGCGUGCAGAAGGAUCGCAAGCGUUCCAAGUUGCUUUUGGACUGUGUUCUCAUCAUCACGAGUGUUGUUCCUCCCGAGCUUCCCAUGGAGCUGAGUCUUGCUGUCAACACCAGUCUCGCCGCUCUCAGCAAGUUUGCCAUUUUCUGCACCGAGCCUUUCCGCAUUCCGUUCGCUGGCCGCGUUGAUAUUGCCUGCUUUGAUAAGACUGGUACCCUGACUGGAGAAGACCUGGUUGUCGAUGGCAUUGCUGGACUCACUUUGGGUCAGGCCGGUGCUACCGUUGAAGCCGAUGGUGCCCACACGGAUCUGUCCAAGGCAUCGGCCAUUACCGCCGACACCACUCUUGUUCUCGCUAGUGCUCACGCCCUGGUGAAGCUGGACGAGGGCGAAGUCGUUGGCGACCCAAUGGAGAAGGCUACUUUGCAGUGGCUUGGCUGGACUCUCGGCAGGAACGACACCCUUACUUGCAAGGGUUCCGCACCAGUUAUUGGUUCUCGUCCCGUUGAGUCUGUUCACGUUAAGAGAAGAUUCCAGUUCUCUUCCGCCCUGAAGCGCCAGAGUACUAUCGCCACCGUUACCUCGUUUGAGCCCAAGACCUCCAAGAAGAGCAAGUCCACUUUUGUUGGUGUCAAGGGUGCUCCCGAGACUAUCCAGACCAUGCUUGUCAACACUCCUCCCAACUACGAGGAGACGUUCAAGUACUUCACCCGGAACGGUGCUCGUGUCCUCGCUCUUGCGUACAAGUAUCUCUCCACCGAAUCUGAGCUUUCUCAAGGCCGCGUGAACAACUUUGUUCGUGAGGAAAUUGAGUCUGAGCUGAUCUUCGCCGGUUUCCUGGUCCUGCAAUGCCCUCUCAAGGAGGAUGCCAUCAAGUCUGUCCGCAUGCUGAACGAAAGCAGCCACCGUGUCGUCAUGAUCACUGGUGACAACCCGUUGACUGCCGUCCACGUCGCCCGUCAAGUUGAGAUUGUGGACCGAGAGGUUGUUAUUCUCGAUGCCCCUGAGCAUGACAACUCUGGAACUAGACUUGUCUGGCGUACUAUUGACGACAAGUUGAACACUGACGUUGACCCGACCCAGCCUCUGGACCCGGAAAUUCUCAAGAACAAGGAUAUCUGUGUUACUGGUUACGCUUUGGCCAAGUUCAAGGACCAGAAGGCUCUCCCUGACUUGCUUCGCCACACCUGGGUUUACGCCCGUGUGUCCCCUAAGCAGAAAGAAGAGAUUCUUCUCGGUCUCAAGGAUGCUGGCUACACUACUCUCAUGUGCGGUGACGGUACCAAUGAUGUUGGUGCUCUUAAGCAGGCCCACGUCGGUGUUGCUCUUCUGAACGGUUCGCCCGAGGAUUUGACUAAGAUCGCCGAUCACUACCGGACCACCAAGAUGAAGGAGCUGUACGAGAAGCAGGUUGGCAUGAUGCAAAGAUUCAACCAGCCUGCUCCCCCAGUGCCCGUGCACAUUGCCCACCUUUACCCCCCUGGACCUACCAACCCCCACUACCAGAAGGCUAUUGAGAGAGAGAUCCAGAAGAAGGGUGCUGCCGCCGUCGCUGCUGCCGCCGCCGCCAAGCCUGGUGAAGAGAUCCCGACCAUCACCUCGCCUGGCGCUCAAGCUCUACAGCAAGCAAAUGCCAAUCUGACCCCCCAGCAACAGCGCCAGCAGCAGGCCCAGGCUGCCGCUGCCGGUCUUGCUGAUCGACUUACCUCAUCUAUGUUGGAGGCGGAGUUGGAUGAUAGCGAGCCGCCUACCAUUAAGCUGGGUGACGCCUCUUGUGCUGCGCCUUUCACCAGCAAGCUGGCCAACGUUAUCGCUAUUCCGAACAUUAUCCGCCAGGGUCGUUGCACUUUGGUCGCCACGAUCCAGAUGUACAAGAUUCUUGCUUUGAACUGCUUGAUUAGUGCCUACAGUUUGAGUGUCAUCUACCUUGAUGGUAUCAAGUUUGGUGAUGGUCAGGUCACUAUCAGCGGUAUGAUGAUGAGCGUUUGCUUUUUGUCUAUCUCUCGUGCAAAGUCUGUCGAGGGUCUCUCCAAGGAGCGUCCCCAGCCGAAUAUCUUCAACGUGUAUAUUAUUGGCUCCGUUCUUGGCCAGUUCGCCAUUCAUAUCGUGACUUUGAUUUACCUGACCCAAUAUGUCUACAAGAUUGAGCCGAGAGGAGACAACAUCGAUCUCGAGGGCGAGUUCGAGCCAUCCCUUUUGAACAGCGCCAUCUACCUGCUCCAGUUGAUCCAGCAAAUUUCGACGUUCUCCAUCAACUACCAGGGCCGUCCUUUCCGCGAGUCUAUUCGUGAGAACCGGGCUAUGUACUGGGGUCUGGUCGGUGCCACCGCCAUCGCAUUCUCCUGCGCCACCGAGUUCGUACCUGAGAUCAACGAGAAGCUGCGUCUGGUUCCCUUCAGCACUGAGUUUAAGGUUACACUCACUGUGCUGAUGAUCUUCGACUACGGCGGUUGCUGGCUAAUUGAGAAUGUUCUCAAGAACCUGUUCAGCGACUUCCGCCCUAAGGAUAUCGCCGUCCGCCGGCCCGAUCAGCUGAAGCGUGAGGCUGAACGCAAGGCCAAGGAGGCUGCCGAGGCUGAGGCUGAGAAGGAGCAGCAGCGGAAGGUCUAG
Penicillium cataractarum is the source of this 3921-nucleotide messenger RNA. RefSeq names its product ion-transporting P-type ATPase SPF1. Gene Ontology annotation, cellular component: endoplasmic reticulum membrane. The coding region runs from base 1 to 3921 and encodes 1306 amino acids. Gene Ontology annotation, molecular function: ATP binding; P-type ion transporter activity; ATP hydrolysis activity. The record is from RefSeq and is a predicted model, not a curated record. Gene Ontology annotation, biological process: intracellular calcium ion homeostasis. NCBI's taxonomy places the organism in Eukaryota, Fungi, Ascomycota, Eurotiomycetes, Eurotiales, Aspergillaceae. The transcript has 3 exons.